AUGGAGCAGGAGAAAUUCGUGUACAUCGCGCCCCAUCGUCGAGAGAUGCAUCCAAUCGUUAUACGAGAGGCCGAGAUUAUUUUUCGCAAAGGCGUCCGCGGCAUCUUCAUGCUGCUCGCUGUGCCAACUUUCCACAUCUAUCCUGACUAUGUCACGUCUGGAGCCCAUCCAGGCAGCUGGAAGAAAAUGCCAUAUGCAAGCAUACAGCCUUCCAACUGUUUUAUCGCGCGACUGCCCUCCGAGCUUGUCGCCAUGAUCAUCAAGAACAUCGACAUCAUCGACGUUCUCCACCUCGGGCUCAGCUGCCGCUACCUCUGGUCGAUAGGAUGGCAUACAAUCAUACGGUUUGCCGUCAGCACUCUUGGUCUCUGGGCCGGAACGCCUGUCGUGUGUAUGGGCCAUCGGCAUAGAUACGGGAGCGACGCUCCUUAUCCCAGAGGGCUGCUCUCCGAAGCCUUGCUGGCGGAGAUGGACCGAGGACUGCGCCGGAACAGUAGGGCUCGAAGCCUGUCGAUGGGAAUGUACCCACUGGACAAACCCUUGAACCUCGGGCAUCUAGCCUUUGACCGAUUCGAUCGGAUCAGGGAUAUCGCCAAAGAUAACCUGCCUCCUGACCUGACCGUGCCAGCCAAGCUGCAUCUCAACACCCAGAGAUACAGUCCCUACGACCUGCGGUACAUCAUCAACCAGUGUCCGUACGCCUUAUACUGGACCCCGCCCGGCGAGAUCUGGGUUCUCAGGAGCCAGACAGCGCGGGAGUACAUCCGUUCGACAUCCAUCGCCAUGCACACUGGAUAUAUCCGCGGGCCGUUCAUCCUGGGUAUCGGCUUCAGCGAGGCCAUCUGCCACCAGACCCUGUGGAAUGACAAUGUCUACAGGGGAGACUGGGCCGGCCAUGCUCUUGACAUCGUCCCCAUGAGCCGUUUACGCAAAGACGGCGGACGGUGGAAGGAUAUCGGAGACAGAGUGGCAGAGCAGAUCUAUGCUAACUGGCGGAGUUUCUAUGGCGAGACCUGGAGAGAGGAAGCCGUGAAGCUCGGGUGGUGA
Messenger RNA from Microsporum canis CBS 113480, 1047 nucleotides. RefSeq lists its product as hypothetical. Gene Ontology annotation, molecular function: protein binding. The record is from RefSeq and is a predicted model, not a curated record. The transcript has a single exon. Bases 1 to 1047 code for a protein of 348 amino acids. Lineage: Eukaryota; Fungi; Ascomycota; Eurotiomycetes; Onygenales; Arthrodermataceae.